GGGCCCGGUGCCCCCCCCCCCGCCCUCCCCUCCUCGGCCGGUGCUGCCCUCAGAGCCGCGAUGGGAGCGUCAGUGGGCUGAGCCCCCCCCAGGCCCCGCGGCGACGCCCGGACAGGACCGACAUGGAGCCCUGAGAGGAGGCGCCGCCGGGGCCGGCGGAGGAUGGCGAAGCUGCUGGUCCCCCUGGUGAUGCUGGGGGCGGUGGCGGGGUCCCACCGCUGCCCCCCCCGCUGCCUCUGCCCCGCGGCCGCCCCCAACCCCACCCUCCUCUGCGCCCGCACCGGCCUCCUGGCCGUGCCCCCCACCCUGGACCGCGCCGCCGUGGAGCUGCGUCUCGCCGACAACUUCAUCGGCGCCGUGGGACGCGCCGACUUCGCCAACAUGAGCAGCCUGGUCCACCUCACCCUCUCCCGCAACGGGCUGCGCCGGUUGGCGCCCGGCGCCUUUGCCGAUCUCCGUGCCCUCCGUGCCCUCCACCUGGACGGCAACCGGCUGCCGGCGCUGAGCGGGGCGCAGCUGCGGGGCUUGGCCAGCCUCCGCCACCUCAUCUUGGCCAACAACCAACUGGCCGCCAUCGAACCCGCUGCCUUCGCCGCCUUCGCCGCCACGGUGGAGGAUCUCGACCUCUCCCAUAACAAUUUGCCGGCCUUGCCGUGGGAGGCGGUGGCCGGCAUGGCCAGUUUGGCCACCCUCACCUUGGAUCACAACCUCUUGGAGCGGGUCCCCGCCGGGGCGGUGGCGCGGUUACCCCGCUUGGCGCGGUUGGACCUCACCGCCAACCGCCUACGGGCGUUACCACCGGUGCCGGGACCGCCGGGACCCAGUUUGGCGGCGGGGGGGAACCCUUUGCAUUGCAACUGCGAGCUGCUGUGGUUGCGCCGUUUGGCGCAGCCGGGCCGGUUGGAGAGCUGCGCCUCGCCGCCACCGCUCGCCGGCCGCUUGCUGUGGGCCGUGCCGGAGGAGGAGCUGGCGUGCCGGGCGCCGGCCAUUGCCGGAGCAGCCGCCGACCCUGCCGCCGUGUUGGAAGGUCAACCCUUACGGUUGGGUUGCGCCGCCGCCGGCGACCCGCCGCCGGCGCUGCAUUGGUUGGGUCCCGAUGGGCGGUUGGUGCAGAACGGGUCACGCCGCGCCGUCCGGCCCGACGGCUCCUUGGAGCUGCGGGUGGCCACGCUCCGCGACCACGGCGCCUUCACCUGCGUCGCCUCCAACGCCGCCGGCGAGGCGGCUGCCCGGGUGCAGGUGGCCGUCCUGCCACUGCCCGUCCCUCAUGGGGAUGGGGAUGGGGAUGCCGAAGCCGGGCCCGGUCCUUCUGACAUGGCUCGCGCCGGUGGCAACGAGUCGCGGGUGGCGGGCGAGCGGCGCAUCGUGGCGGCCGAGCUGACGGCCUCCUCGGCGCGCAUCCGCUGGCUGCCCCAGCGCCACGUCCCUGGCAUCCGCAUGUUCCAGAUCCAGUACAACAGCUCCCUCGACGACUCCCUCGUCUACAGGCUGCUGCCCCCCUCCAGCCGGAGCUUCGUGCUGCGGGACCUGGCGGCGGGGCGCGAGUACGACCUCUGCGUCUCGGCGCUCUACGCCGAAGGGGCGAUGGCGCUGCCCACCGCGCGCGCCCUCGGCUGCGUCCGCUUCGCCACAGCCGGCGGGGCUCCCGGCUGCGCCGCCCUCCCCCGACCCCAUUUUUUGGGGGGCACCGUCAUCAUCGUCAUCGGCGCCGCCAUUGCCGCUUCCGUCCUCGUCUUCAUCCUCAUCCUCACCGCCCGCUACAAGGCGGCAGCUGCCCGCCGCCCCCCUGCCGCCGUCGCCAGCGUCUGCUCCCAGACCAACGGCACCCACAGACCCCCUGAGCCGGAGCCGCCGCCGCCACCGCCGCCGCCGCUGCCCCCCGUCCUCCCACCCCCGGCACCCAUGGGUGCUGCCGGUGGGGGGGCGCGGGGGCUCUUCCCCAGCCACAGCUACCCGCGGCGCGCACGGACUCGGCGCCACGGCUCACUGCCGCGCCUCGACCUGCCCGACGCGGCCCCCACCCUGCGGCCCUCCUUCGGCAGCACCCACUGGAUGCUCGAGAGCACCGUCUAGGGGGGGGGGGGGGGGGGCAAGCGGCACCCUAGGGUGCUUGGAGGCAGCACCCCCCCCCCCCGGUGGCACCGGGUCCUCAGCAUCCCUGUACACUCCUGGGUGCUCACGUGCACCCCUGGGUGCCCGAAUGCAGCCUUGGGUGCCCGAAUGCAGCCUUGGGUGCUCCUGUGCACCCUUGGGUGCUGAAACGCAGCCUUGGGUGCUUCUGGGUGACCAAACGCACCCUUGGGUGCCCGAACGCACCCUUGGGUGCUCCUGGGUGACCAAAUGCAGCCUUGGGUACUCCUAUGCAGCCUUGGGUGCCCGAAUGCACCCUUGGGUGCUCCUGGGUGUCUGAACACACCCUUGGGUGCUUCUGUGCAGCCUUGGGUGCCCGAAUGCAGCCUUGGGUGCUCCUGUGCACCCUUGGGUGCUCCUGGGUUGCUGAAGACAGCCUUGGGUGCUCCUGUGCACCCUUGGGUUCCCGAAUGCAGCCUUGGGUGCUCCUGGGUUGCUGAAGACAGCCUUGGAUGCUGCUGUGCACCCUUGGGUGCUCCUGGGUGACCAAACGCACCUUUGGGUGCUCUUGGGUGCCUGGUGCACCCCUGGGUGCCUGUAU
Messenger RNA from Harpia harpyja (harpy eagle), 2671 nucleotides. Its product is annotated as leucine-rich repeat and fibronectin type III domain-containing protein 1-like. The record is from RefSeq and is a predicted model, not a curated record. Gene Ontology annotation, molecular function: protein binding. NCBI's taxonomy places the organism in Eukaryota, Metazoa, Chordata, Aves, Accipitriformes, Accipitridae.